This is a messenger RNA of Annulohypoxylon maeteangense, 1178 nucleotides long. RefSeq lists its product as uncharacterized. Gene Ontology annotation, molecular function: nucleic acid binding; zinc ion binding. Lineage: Eukaryota; Fungi; Ascomycota; Sordariomycetes; Xylariales; Hypoxylaceae. Bases 153 to 1007 code for a protein of 284 amino acids. The transcript is spliced from 3 exons. The record is from RefSeq and is a predicted model, not a curated record.
UCUACACCAAAUUUUGGCGACUUGCCACCUGCGCCCAUCAACAUAGCGAUAGCUAUUACUUUAGCAACAACUCAAUUCAUUAGGAAUAAAUCACUCACACCGGACUGCAUUAAAAGACAGAAAGAUAAAUCGAAAAGAAAGGUUUUGGCGAGAUGGCGACGCCUACGCCCCCUAAAAGCAUGUCCUCAAGACUACUAACUAUGAAGUUCAUGCAAAGAGCCGCAGCUUCUCCCACCUCUUCUUCUCCUUCCACACCAAAACUAGACGAGCAGGCUUCAAAACGACGCAAGGUGGUACACAACCCUACGACCAACAAUAAUAUAAAUUCGAUCGCACAAAUCAACCAGGCCGCGGUACAGGCCGCUAUUGCUGAAGAAGAAAGGAAACGACAGGAGGCUUUGGUACAUCAUGCUGCUGAGCUUGGAGAUGCGCGUUGGGUCCUUGAUAUAUCGGACGAGGCCGCAGGAUCUCCUAGUGAAAUUCAAACGCCUCUGAAUGUGGUUCAAGUUGGCUUUGCUCAGAUUGAUUCUCAAAUUGACUCUUCUGAUACUGUUGGUCUUGAUGAUAGCGAAUCAGCUGACACCUCACACGCCAGAACAAUGGUGAGACGGUACAAUAUGGAAACCAAAAAGGUGGUAAAGGACGAUAAGUCCGGAAGUGAUGAUUCCAGCUCUGACUCUGACUCCGAUUCGUCCUCGGAAGAGGAAGGGGCGAGGCGGAAAUCAUACGGUCAAAGAUCAGAGGCACAUUCAGGUUCUGGUCCUUCUCGACCAACCUUACAAAGAAAGAAAAGUGCCGAGUGGUCUAAAGCUAAGCAAUUUGCUGAGGCACGGAGAAAGAAGGACGUCAAUUUGAAUAGCCCUAGAGCACCCUCUACGUCCGGCGGUUUGUUAUCGAUCUCCUCGGGAGGUGGCACCCCACUUCGCCAAUCCGCGAGCUUCACUUGUCAUCGUUGUGGCAAGCCUGGUCAUAAAGCCGCGGAGUGUCCCAAACGGUCAACACGCUGAAUCAUAUUCCAUACAUAGCUAUACCCGUGGAGUCAAGGCAAGUGUAUCAUUGAAGCACACUGCCACAUAUCUUCCAUGGGACCGUUUUCAUACGAAUUUACGCUUUGCGGAACUUUGCUUCGACCCGGAUCACCUGAUCAAUAUGUGACCUCCCACCUGGCGAGAAAAAAA